Amaranthus tricolor (Joseph's coat) is the source of this 1077-nucleotide messenger RNA. Its product is annotated as 14-3-3 protein 1-like. Gene Ontology annotation, cellular component: cytoplasm. The record is from RefSeq and is a predicted model, not a curated record. The transcript is spliced from 4 exons. Lineage: Eukaryota; Viridiplantae; Streptophyta; Magnoliopsida; Caryophyllales; Amaranthaceae. Gene Ontology annotation, biological process: signal transduction. Bases 156 to 908 code for a protein of 250 amino acids.
UUUUACUUUUUACUAAAAUUUUAAAUAAAAUAAAUAAAGUGGCCCACAAUUCAAGAUUCUCUACCUUUAACAAAACUCUCCUUUUCUCUCCCCUCCUUCAAACUACCAUCUUCCUCUUUUUCACAAAACCUUAACAUCUCUCUUCUCCUCCAACAAUGGCGAUCCCCGAAAACCUAACAAGAGAACAGUAUGUGUACUUGGCGAAACUCGCUGAACAAGCUGAACGUUAUGAAGAGAUGGCUAAAUGCAUGGACAAACUCGUCCUCACCAGUUCCUCUUCUGGCUCCGAACUUACUGUUGAAGAACGUAAUCUUCUUUCUGUCGCUUACAAGAAUGUUAUCGGCUCUCUUCGUGCUGCCUGGCGUAUUGUUUCUUCCAUUGAGCAGAAAGAAGAAGGUCGCAAAAAUGAUGACCAUGUCCUUCUAGUUAAAGACUACCGUACAAAAAUUGAAUCUGAACUUUCUGAUAUUUGUGGUUGUAUUCUUAAACUUCUUGAUUCCAAUCUCAUUCCUUCUGCUUCUGCAAGUGAGUCUAAGGUUUUUUACUUGAAGAUGAAAGGUGAUUAUCAUCGUUAUUUGGCUGAGUUUAAGUCUGCUGAUGAAAGGAAAUCUGCUGCUGAAGAAACUAUGCUUGCUUACAAAGCUGCUCAGGAUAUUGCUCUUACGGACUUGCCGCCAACACAUCCCAUAAGGUUGGGUCUUGCUCUCAACUUCUCAGUGUUCUACUAUGAGAUCCUCAAUGCUGCUGAUAAAGCUUGUAGCAUGGCUAAACAGGCAUUUGAGGAAGCCAUUGCAGAGCUGGAUACUUUGGGUGAAGAAUCUUACAAGGACAGCACUCUAAUCAUGCAACUUCUGAGGGACAACCUCACCCUUUGGACAUCAGACCAGGAUCAAUUGGACGAAUCAUAGAAGAUGUCAAGCCCUGUUGGAUGUGGUCAAUAGUUUAAGUUUUAACGUUUCCUUUCCUGUUUGAAGAUAUUGCCUUCAACUUGUUAGUUGCAUGGUGGUUUUCAGGAAUUGCAUAUGAAACGGAAACAAUGUUACUUCGUUUUACAUUUUAAUGAAUUUUUGGCUUUUA